Messenger RNA from Athene cunicularia (burrowing owl), 3966 nucleotides. RefSeq names its product TIA1 cytotoxic granule associated RNA binding protein (gene TIA1). The record is from RefSeq and is a predicted model, not a curated record. Gene Ontology annotation, cellular component: cytosol. The coding region runs from base 3071 to 3802 and encodes 243 amino acids. Gene Ontology annotation, molecular function: mRNA binding. The transcript is spliced from 10 exons. Lineage: Eukaryota; Metazoa; Chordata; Aves; Strigiformes; Strigidae.
GAAACGAUCCGUAUUGUUUUGUGGAGUUCUAUGAGCACCGGCACGCGGCUGCAGCACUGGCUGCUAUGAAUGGCCGGAAGAUAAUGGGAGGUCAAAGUGAACUGGGCAACGACCCCCAGCAGCCAGAAGAAAGAUACCAGCAACCAUUUCCAUGUCUUUGUCGGAGACCUCAGUCCAGAAAUUACAACUGAAGAUAUAAAAGCAGCUUUUGCACCGUUUGGAAGAAUAUCUGUUGUCUGUACUGGACAUUGAAGUUUCUUGAUGGUGAUGUAAGAGAACAUAGAGUGCUUUGGAGUGUUGUGUAGUGAAGCAUUUAAUUGAAGUAAGUUUGUUUUUUGUUUUUUUUUUUUCCCCCUCAGAGUCCAGUGUAUUACUCUUUUAAUGCCAGCUUGAUUUCCUUUUAUGAUAAGGUUUUAAAAAAAAAAAAAAUUUAAAUGUGAUCUGAAUGUGACUUGCUUCAGACAACUAUAAUGCUUGACUGCAUCUUUUGUAAUUGUCAUCCAGGAAAUGCAGAGGGUCGGACUCCUAAGGAGAGUCAAUUUAUCCUCUGGCCAAAUGUGGUCUGGAUGGAAGGGACGAGGGGCUCUACAGGAGAGCUGAAGUGCUGGAGCGAGCGCGGAAGGGAGGCAGUGAUAGACAGUGUUGGGGGGGCUGCGGGGGAGCUGUGAAAGAGAGUUCCCCCUCCCUGAGUCAGCGCUGGGUUUCUGAGGUGACAGUUCCGUGAACAGUCACCUUUUACAAACCAGCCCCCCCCCCCCCAAAAAAAACAAACCCCCUCCCGAGCCUGAAGCAAAAAGUGACGGCUGAACCUCAGCUGGGGGAGUGUCCCGUCUCAGCAGACGUCGGACCACGGUCCGUAUUUUGGGGGCCAUGCCCAUUUCCCAUUUUUUCUUAGAAGAGCUUUCCGGACACAGAGCUGUCGCUGCAUGCUGACGGGGAAGGGGGAGCGAUGCUUUUGCUUUUGGGUGCGCAGCUGUAGAGCUGGCACGUGGCAAACUCGCGGUUUGCUCUGCCUCAAACUGACUGUCCAAAAUGAAACUCCGUUCUUUUCCCCUCACAAAAGCAGUAGAUUAAGAAUUGUCCCCGUAAUGACUCUUUUGAACUCUAGGUCCAAAACUGAGGGAUUAGAGAAGGGACCUCGAUUUUCUCUUUGUUUAAAUUUAACCUGAAAAAAUAUUGCUACUGUUUCUUAAGUGGUCGAAUGAAGUUACUUGACUUUACCUGUUCUUCAUUAGUGACUAGUUUCUGGAAAUGUGGUGCUAAUGGAAUAUUUCCUGAUCUAUUUAUUUUUUUUUUUAACAUUGUCUUUGUUGGUGCUAAACUGAGCUUUUUUUUUUUUUUUUUUUAAUGACACCGAGGUUGAACUACUGCAUGAUUAGCGCAUAAGAAAUUUUGGUAAUUCUUUGCAUCUGGAUUUUUUAAUCACUGUAAAAGCACACUUUCACUGUGGUUUCCUUUUAUGCUUGCUGUACGCAUGUUUUCACUUGUUCUCAAGUCUUUAUUUUCAAAGUUUUCAGUUGAGGGUAAGUAGAGAUGAGUUUUUCCCCCCCUCCCUCUAUAGGCUCUUCAGAGCAAAGCAAUCUAAGCUUACCAAAGUGGCUCUUCUCAGGCAAUUUGUAACAUAUGACCCAAAUUCUGACCUAACCCAGGAAGGGGGCAAGAAAAAAGGGGGAAGGGGGGAGGAGGGGGGGGUGUCUCACAAAGAGGGAAGAAAUAACAUUUCUGCUGUAGCCUUGGGAGAGGGAUUACCCUUCGGCGAUGGUGUCAGCGCUGUGGGCUAACACGUGCCAGAAUUAGGCUUACAAUGAAUGCAGCAUUUGCAGUUACUGUAAAGGCUUAAAAAAAAAACCCCGAGUGUUAACGAACCUUCUCUUCAUUGUGACUUUUCUCGCCAGUCUUGGAAUGCUCAGUGUUGUGCACAUGUUAACGCUAGUUUCUCUGAACCCUAGUAUUUUAUACAGCCGUAAGUUACACUGCAUGACUUUCUGACUGGUUUUAUGUUGUUGUUUCUGUUCUUUUAAUGCCUGUAUGUGUGGGGCAAAGGAGGGGAGGAGAGGGUGGCCUGUACUCGAGAGCAUCUUGCCCUCAGCUAACUUGUACGCAAAUUGCCUGAGAAACACUGUAGAGUGGCGUUCCACAAGUGGGGUUUAGCUCUUGUAGCUGGGAUCUCUUUUUAACUCAAUCUCAAAUAAUAGGGCUCUGGUUAUUUUGCAGAGUGUCUCUGAAGAAUGGACAGAAUUGCCAUGGCUAACUACAAGCUACAGUUCACAGUGGACAAACGUUGUAGUUUUCUUAUUUACUUUUAUAAAUUAUUUUUUCUUUUUCUUUUUUUUUUUUUUUAAUAUCUUGUAGAUUCCAAUCAGUCCUGUAUGAUUGCUGUUGUACAAAUGCAGUUUAAAUGAUGUGUAUUAUGUAGUUUAAGACAUGAAUGUUUCGGUGUUUUAUUUUCUUCAAUAAUUUCUGAAAAUGUCAAUCUCUCAAAAUUUACAGCUGCCCACAGUCCAAAAAGGGGGUAACGAAUUGACCCGAGAAAAUUAAAGAAUUCAGUUAACAGGCGACGUAUGCCUUUUAAUUCCUAUCUUUUUUCAUUUUUUCUAUUUUAAUAUUUUGAAUGAGUAGGUAGAAUGUGUUGGCAAAUAGCAAGUUUAAAAAUUGCAUGGUUAAAGAGAGCCAUUCAGCUAAUGUUAGUCAGCUACAUGCCUUAAGUGAUUCUUUUGAAUAGCUGCUUUGACCAUGCUUUGUGUCUUAACAGUCUGUAAAAGCAUUUUGAAGCGGGAGCCAACUGUCGUAAAGUACAUACGUUUGUUAGAGAAGCUAUUGAUUUGCAUGUUUACACAAUUAAGUUUAAUUUUGCUACUACCUGGCAAAGCAUUAGUAAAGUUCUGUUUAGAAAAGAAGCCUUUUGCUUUGACUGUGUUGCUGGUGCAAUAAACAGUUGACGUUAGUAAAGGUGAAACAUGAAAAUAAGCUGUACGUGUGACUCAAGUUGUCGUUUUAGUAAGGUCGUCUUUUGAAGGCGCUGAACUGGCUCUCGUUUCUGCUUUUUAGAGACGCGCGUGUGGUUAAGGACAUGGCGACAGGAAAAUCUAAAGGAUAUGGCUUCGUUUCCUUCUUCAAUAAAUGGGACGCAGAGAAUGCGAUUCAGCAGAUGGGUGGUCAGUGGCUCGGUGGAAGGCAAAUCAGAACAAACUGGGCGACAAGAAAACCUCCGGCUCCAAAGAGUACAUAUGAAACAAACGCCAAACAACUGUCUUACGACGAUGUGGUCAAUCAGUCCAGCCCGAGCAACUGCACUGUGUACUGCGGAGGUGUUACUUCGGGACUGACAGAACAGCUCAUGCGCCAGACCUUUUCUCCCUUCGGGCAGAUAAUGGAAAUUCGAGUCUUCCCGGAUAAAGGCUACUCCUUUGUACGGUUUAACUCUCAUGAGAGCGCUGCGCACGCCAUCGUUUCCGUCAAUGGAACAACUAUAGAAGGACACGUAGUGAAGUGCUACUGGGGCAAGGAGACACCAGACAUGAUCAGUCCGGUCCAGCAGAACCAGAUCAGCUACCCGCCGGCCUACGGGCAGUGGGGCCAGUGGUACGGCAACGCCCAGAUCGGGCAGUAUGUGCCCAACGGGUGGCAGGUCCCCGCCUACGGGAUGUACGGGCAAGCGUGGAAUCAGCAGGGCUUUAAUCAGACGCAGUCGUCAGCAGCGUGGAUGGGUGCCAACUACAGCGUGCAGCCGCCCCAGGGGCAGAACGGGAGCGUGAUCACCAACCAAACGGGAUACCGCGUGGCGGGCUUCGAAACGCCGUGAGGAGGAGGAGGAGGAGGAGCAGGAGGGGACUCCCAGCGCUGUCAGCCGCUGAGUUUUACCAGAUCAAGCGUCGGAUACGAUGUAUUUAUUUUAAGAGAGAGAGAGAAACACACACACACAAAAAAAAACCCCCACACACACACACACAAAAAAAGCAUUUUUAA